This is a messenger RNA of Rotaria sordida, 438 nucleotides long. The record is from the annotation of a GenBank genome assembly. Lineage: Eukaryota; Metazoa; Rotifera; Eurotatoria; Philodinida; Philodinidae.
AUGAAUAAAUCAAUACAACAAAAUUUAUCGAAGGAAAUCGAACUAUCAACAAAUUCAAUUGUUGAUCAAGAUUUUGAUUCGAAUAUGCAUAUUAAUGAAAAUUUAUUAUUAGAAGCACAAAUAGAAUCAUCACAUCCUAAUUCAAAAAGUGAUAGUUCAUCACCAAAAACUCCUAAAAGUCCAAUUCAAACUACAACUUGGUUAUCUUCUUGGUCAUCACGUAUUGAAGCUGAACCACCAAAAGAAUGGAGAUGUCUUCAUCCAAUAAAUGAAAAUAUAUAUGAUGAAGAUGAAGAAAAAAAAUUAAUUAAAAAAAAACAUAUGCGUUAUCUUAUAUUAAGUAAUUGUGCAAGUUUCAUACUUGGCAUGGGCAUUAUGUAUUUAUGUGUACGUCGUUAUCUUCGUAUGAAAACGCCUUACUUCUAUUCAUUAGAUUGA